This is a messenger RNA of Rhineura floridana, 3060 nucleotides long. RefSeq names its product phosphoglycolate phosphatase (gene PGP). The record is from RefSeq and is a predicted model, not a curated record. The coding region runs from base 159 to 1103 and encodes 314 amino acids. Gene Ontology annotation, molecular function: sn-glycerol 3-phosphatase activity. Gene Ontology annotation, cellular component: cytoplasm. NCBI's taxonomy places the organism in Eukaryota, Metazoa, Chordata, Lepidosauria, Squamata, Rhineuridae. The transcript has 2 exons.
GGGCGGGGCCCGAAGAGGCAGCUCCGCCCAAUGGGAGCCGGCUCGCGCAGCCUCCCAGCCAAUCGGCGUCGUCGGAAGUCGUGAGGGGGCAGCCACCUCACCAGCACCGCCUCUGCGGGCGCCGGUUCGUUCCGCUCAGUCCAUCCGGCAAGUGGGCGAUGAUGGCGGCGCCGGGAGGGAAGCGGUGCGUGCGGCUGUCCCCGUCGUCGGAGGCGGCGCGCUCGGCGUUGCGCGGGGCGGAGGCGGUGCUGUUCGACUGCGACGGGGUCCUGUGGCGGGGCGAGGCGGCGGUGCCCGGGGCGGCGGAGUCACUGGGCCGGCUGGCGGCGGCCGGGAAGCGGCUGUGCUACGUGACCAACAACUCGUCGCGCACGCGGCAGGCCUACGCAGAAAAGCUGCAGCGCCUGGGCUUCCCGCCGGCCGAGCCGCGGCAGGUCUUCGGCUCCGCCUACUGCGCCGCGCGCUACCUGCGCCGCGCCCUGCCGCCGGGCGCCGCCGCCUACGUGCUGGGCGGGGCUGCGCUGAGCGCCGAGCUGGAGGCGGCGGGCGUGGCCCACCUGGGCGCCGGCCCCGCCCCCGAGCCGGGCUCCGCCCUUUUCGGCGCGCGCGCCCCGCUCGACCCCGCCGUGCGCGCUGUCCUGGUUGGCUACGACGAGCACUUCAGCUACGGCAAGCUCUGCCUGGCCCUGCGCUACCUCCUGCGCGGCGACGGGUGCCUCCUCGUCGGCACCAACCGGGACAACCGGCUGCCUCUCGAGGGCGGCAGCGCCGUGCCCGGAACCGGCUGUCUUGUCAAAGCAGUGGAGACGGCAGCCGAGCGUGAAGCUUUCAUCAUUGGCAAGCCCAGCCGCUACAUCUUUGAGUGUGUGGCCAGCGAGUUCAGCAUCGACCCUGCUCGCACCAUCAUGGUCGGCGACCGCCUUGACACAGACAUCCUCAUGGGCAACAACUGCGGCUUGACAACUCUGCUGACCCUCACAGGGGUCUCCACCUUAGAAGAAGUCAAAGGUCACUUAGAGAGCAACUGUCCUGAGCGGAGAAACCUAGUCCCCGAUUACUAUGUUGAUAGCAUAGCCGACCUUCUCCCUGUCCUCCAGGAUUAAAAAAGGGAAAGUUUUCAGCUUUUAAGAGGUAUUUCUCCCCCCCCCCCAGUGGCUCGAGGCUGGUAGUAUCACCUCAGUUACUGCAAUGCACACAAUUGCUGCUUGCAACUUAAGAUGCUUUUAGUGCGUAACUUUUAAUUUAAGUUCUCUGUUUACAAAUUCCUUUAAAAAUGCACUUUGGAACAAAGAGGGAAGUGUGUUGCGUCGAUCAGCUUUCAGAUGUCGUAAAGCAUCAAGUAUGUCUUAAAGUGUCCGCAGUGUUAACAGCAUCAGGGUAGAGUCUUGCUCAACUGGGUCUUGCUCAACUGGAUUGGAGGGGAUCAGGCAGGCUUCUCUUAAAACCUUGUACUGUGGUCUUUUGUGGAAACUAUAUCCCUGCCUUUGGGAAAUUCAGGGAAUCAAGUAGUAUGAGGGCACUUGCUCUUUUCUGACCUGUAGAACUUGACUUUAAGUUUGGUUUUGAUGCUUACUCAGGUCCCAGUUUUAGAUAGCCUGCUUUGUAUGUGAUUUCAGGAAAAAGAAAAUUGCUUGUAAGUCCAGAAGUGUUGUUACCCUUUCCAACACAGCCAUUUGCACUUGCUUCAAUAUGCAAAACAUGCACAAUUCUGUUGUGUUUCAUGUGUUCCUCCAAGAUAAUAGAUGUGUGUGUCUAUAUAUAGUGAUGUGAAGAACUUCAGAUAUCUAUUUUUAAAGUGAAUUAUAAUAUAUUGAAAAUAGAUUUUAUUGGUCAGGAGGACUAUCUCUCAGUUGUUUUUUUAAAAAAAUGCUUGUGUUCUUCAGUACAUACCACAGCAAUACCUGAACAAACUACAAGACGAAACACCAUUUUAAAAAAGGAGGGUAGUUUGAUAAUUCCCAAAUUGUAACAGUGCUUGAGUUACUUGCCACAGUCACUUGCAGGUCUUGCUACAGGUGGUCGGUGCUAACGAUUCAAGAGUGAGCUCCCUAAUGUAAAUUGUAUCUUCUGUGGUAUUUCUCUGGCAUGAAUAGGUGCCAUUUUGCUCUCAAGCCAUUUUGGAGUCAAUACUGAUGAAGCAACUACAGUAACUUGCCCUGUGUCUUCCUAUUCACAUUUUACUUGUGGGUUGUUGGGAGGACCCAAGAAAAGUCCUUUGCAAUCUGCCUUGGCACCACAUGUCCACUGAAAAUGGGAGUUCAAGCCAUUUUGCUUUGCUGUUUUGUAGGAGACAUGAUGAGCUGCCCUUGUUAGGUGCCCAGGUACUUUUGUUAUCAUGACACUAAAUGCCAAAUUUUGUAAUAUCAGCUCAAGAAAUUGAUAUGCAAAUAUAAGGAUUAAAAUAACUCUCACUCUGGGCGACCAAGAGAAAACAUUUGCUUUCACCUUUCAAAUGUAGCCCAAAUAUCUCUGACCUUGUGUGCUGAUGAUGCUUCCUGUAUUGCAGACACUUGAAACUUGUAUGAACUUGCCACUUUUUGAUGCAGCAAUAAGUGUGUUGUCUACAAUGAAAUAUAUUUUUGCAUUUAUAAAUUAGGGUCAGCAUUCACACUUCUUUGGAAGUGCUAAAAAGGUGCACACUUAUAUAUCUCUUCCCCAACCCCCAGGUUGUAAUCUGUUUCCCAAUAGAAAACUUCCACCCCUUAGGCUUGCUAUGCUGUCAUUUGUAAGCCUAAAGGUUGUUCACCAUCUUUGACGAUAAUGCAAACUGUUUAUUUCUGUUUGGACUGACUUGAAAAUAACAUGAUGUUGUCCUUUUUCUGGGACUUGCAUUUAUGCAAAUCUGGGGAGAUUCAGGAAUGUGUCCCGUAUAUGAUCACUGUUUAGAACCUGUCAACAGCUGCUGAGACCUACUAGCCACACAGUAGAACCUGUCACCUCUCUUCACUGUUUCUUCCCUUGUUGUGAAACUGCUGGUGAAAGACCAAGCAGUCUCUGUAAAAACCACCUGGGGAACGUCCGUCCUGUUCUUGAGUCACAUUAAACAAUAAGUCUCUCUUC